AUGACCAGAGGUGGACUUGUGAUGGUUAAUUUUAUGUGUCAACUUGGUUGGGCCACUGUGUCCACAUAUGUGGUCAAACUUUGUUCUGGAUGUUUCUAUGAAGUGGCUGGCAACCUCGGCGGAGACGCGAUCCCCAAGACCACCGCGGCAGGAGGCGCCAAGGGAAAGGUGCCCAAAAAGGUCAUCGCCAAGAGGGUGCGAGGCUCCGUCAAGUGGUUUAACGUGAAGAACGGGUACGGUUUCAUCAGCAGGCAUGAUACCCAAGAAGAUGUGUUCGUUCACCAGACGGCCAUCACCCGGAACAACCCUCACAAGUACCAACGCAGCGUGGGCGACGGCGAGAUGGUCGAGUUUGAUGUGGUGCAGGGCGAGCGGGGCACCGAGGCCGCUAACGUGACCGGGCCAGCGGGUGCCCCAGUGCAGGGCAGUCGCUACGCUGCCAACCGCCCCCGCUUCUGCAGGGGCUUCUACAUCUGCCGCCGUGGGGCCACCCCUGCACGGUUCCCAGGCGCUGAGGAAGACGUCGACGAAGGUGAGGCCAGUGGCGAAGGCUUCACCAAGGCCCAGGGCCAGAGGCGCCGCCUGCCCGGCGGACCCCAAGACCAAAAGCUGCAGCGCUUUCCGCCCUUCCGCAGGGCCUGGGCCCUGUCUCGCGGCCCUUCGAUCCUCGCUCCCACCAGCGGCCCGCGGCCUGCCCACCUGCCCGCGUCUGCCCCAGCCUCAAGGCCCGAGUGCGCCCCUCGGCGGGGGCCCGGCCCCAGCUACCUGCUGAGUCGCCCUAGGGCUCGAGGCAUCACUCCUGGUCCAAGACCCUCAGCAGGCAUUUCUGAGGAGCUGGAGGCGGAAGACAAGGAAAGCGGGCGUGACGACGGAGGGCCGAAGCAGAAGCCCCCACCACGCUACGGAUCCCGCCGCCCCAACAACCCACGCCACCGCCCGCAGCAGGUGCCCGGUGCCCAGGGCCAGGUCAACGUGGGAGGAGAAGGCAAGACCAGGGAAGGGCCCUGCGGAAACACCCGUUUCGGUUGCUGUGGCCAAGAAGAACAGCGCCGCUGA
Messenger RNA from Felis catus (domestic cat), 1056 nucleotides. Its product is annotated as Y-box-binding protein 3-like. The record is from RefSeq and is a predicted model, not a curated record. Lineage: Eukaryota; Metazoa; Chordata; Mammalia; Carnivora; Felidae. Gene Ontology annotation, biological process: regulation of gene expression. Gene Ontology annotation, molecular function: nucleic acid binding. Gene Ontology annotation, cellular component: nucleus.